UGUGGGCCACAGCUUUUGCCAUCCUGGCCCAGCCCAGCCCAGCAGGCCCAAAUGGGGGUCCACAAGCUCAGUGGGGUCCCAGAAGUGGCAGCUGCACUGAUGAGCCUUCCAGGCAGGCAUCAAACGCCAAAGGUGGGAGCGAAAAUCCCUUUUGGGGAUCUCAGUGUAAGGCAAAACAAGGCCUCAGGAGGCCUUGGGUGUUUGAAGGUAUCGAGCUGACCCCCCAUACUGAGAAAUAAGGAACUUUAAAAGAAGAAUUCUAAUUCACUAAAACUAGUACCUAUGUGUAUGGUUAUCUCCCUUCCUGAAUUACUCAUUUAAUAUCUGACCACAUGCUGCUAAGGGCUUCAUGGAGAGAUGAGAGAGCAUACUUACUCUCACUUCUCUGAAGUCCACACAGCACAUUCCUGGGACUGAUUGUUCCCUCAUCCUUUUAGUUUUUGUCCCCACAAGCUUGGAAGCAAAGAAAGGCAGCAUUUUAAUUUCCCACCCGGAACAGCUGUUUAAACUGACUUUGAUCAGAUGGAUUAGAAUUUGUGGCAUUCACUAAGGCUAGUAGAAAAAGCUAUAUUAUUUUUAAUGAGGAAGAGAAUUCCAAGUAUGACUGUUUUACCAUGAAUUUUCAGACCAAACAGAAUUUCUUUUACAUAUGAAUGGAUUUACUGUACGUAGGGUCAACAACACAGAUUUUUAAAUGGCCUGUAGGUACUUAAUUCUACAAGCUGGUAUCCCGGCCUGAUUGGAGUCAAUGGGAAAUUAAAGCAUAGUUGGGAGACAGGGUCUUGUCUCCCUUCUUUAACAGGCUUCCUAACUCUGAAUUUCCAAAGAAGCCUCAGUUAGCUCUUAAAACACAGAUUACAAAAGCUGGUGUUAGGCAAUUAGUGAUAGAAGUGGUAUUAAAAGGAAGGGCACAUAGGGAACAGUGAUUUGAGAGAGGUGUCUGGCAGCAGUGACAGUGUGGUAGGAUGAGGCAGCAGAAAAUGGAGAAAGAGGAUGGUGGGACUACAGCAGUUUAACCUCUGUUGUUUUUACAGUCAUUUCGUGGGAUAGCUCCUUAUGAAUGUAAAACAAGGCAGGGAAUGUUGGUACCAUUUUGUGAGUGGUGCCUCUGUCAUCAAACCCAUUUUUGUUCCUGUAAAGGUGCUCAUGACACCUCAGGAAACAGAAAUGGUCUCCCCAGGCCAGGGCGGCCAGUCUCUGCGGGGCUGACCUGGGCUGUGGGCUCUGGGCUGCUUGGAAACUCUCCUCCAGACAUGCUGAGAUAGGAAGUGUUUAAUAGCAUAGGGAAAAAAAAAAAUAAUAAUAAUUUAAAAAAAAGUCUUGUCAGGAACCUGGAGAUAUCAAAUAAUCAUUAUGAUAUAUCUGAGUUUUAUUGAAACCCAGGAAACUUUGCUAAAGAAAGUUGUAAAUAUUUUUCUCCUGAGUGACUCAGGCUGCCUCCCAAGUGAAAGCAAAGCCUCCAAAGUUCCAGAGAUAAUUUCUUUCUUCUGCACUGCCCCACUGACUUCCUAAAGCAGACUGAAAAAUUAGUCCAUCCUCUGCCUGCAUCCAGAGAAGCUGGGAAAAGGCAAUGGGCAUUAACUUCAUUUUGUUUCAAGCCUCAUUUUCAGAACUGGACACCCAGCAAAAGUUUUUGGAGUUUUCUGCAUCCAGUACUUGAAGGAAACAUGUAAGUUUGCUGGAACUGUCUCUUCCACUACAAAUCCCACUGUCUCACUCCAAAAAAAGAGUCAGCAGAUGCAGCGUGUAAAAAUGAGCCAUGGUCUAGGGCAGCUCUAUGAGGCAUGUAGCGGCAGAUGGGAAGAUGGCAGGUAGGGCAGUGGCUUCUUACCCCUGUGCACAAUCAGCUACCUCAAUGGCUGCCACAGGACAGGAGAGAGGUGAUUUUACACAGCUUUGCUGUCACCCAUCGUCAUUGGAGUAACCAAGAUGGUCCUGGCAGACUCAGAGGAUGGAUGAGAUAUGAAUGUCAAUCAGUCUGCAGUUCCCUUUUUUUACCCAGCUAACUGCUGACUAAAGUGUAACAAUCCUCAUGUUCUUGUCAGUGUCUGAAAUUUAACGUCUACUUUUAGAACAACAACAAAAAAUAAUUAUAAUGCUGGAUGUCCUCCGACCCCUCAUUAUCUAAAAUGCAAAACUCCGAAGAGAUCAACUGCAUACUGCUGCAGGUUUUCUGCUACUGCAUGGCAGCCUCAGUGCUGCUGCCUUUGCAACCAUCUUAUCCAGAUUACACAAACAGUUUUGUGGGAACAUCAAGUGAUCUCAGACUUUGUUUAUGAAGUACUCCUCAAGACUGGGAAGACUUAAACCCUAAACUGGAGCCAAAAGAACAGAUGUUCCUUUUCCUUCCUUGAGGCAAGAGCCUAAGGGGAAAGAAUAAAAAAUAAAAAAUAAUAAAAUAAAACUAAAUGGGUUCAUUGUAGGAUAGACUCACUGUAUUUGCUUUCAUCUAGGUAAAAUGUCAAAAUUGUUGAAUUCAAAUUUUAAGACCUAUAUAAAGAUACUCUAAAUUCUCUGUGGAGGAGUUAACCAUUUUCUCUGGCUCUAUUUUUAUACACAAAUAUAAAUAGCAAAGAUUGUUCAUGCCUGAUAGCAUCAGAGAAUCAUUGUGCUGGGAAGGGACCACACAAGGUCUCUGGUCCACCCUCCUGCUCAUGGGGGGGUCAACACUGACUUCCAAUCAGGUUGCUCAGGGUUUUGUCCAGACAGGACAAAAAAGGUCUCCAAGGACAGAGACUCUACAGCCUCUCUGGGCAAGAUGAUCCAGUCCUUAAUUAUUCUCAUACUUAUUAUUUUUUACAUCCAGUCACAAUCCCCCAUAUUUCAAUUUAUGACCAUAUCUGAAGGACAAAAGUACUUUCCUGAUUGAUGUCAUAUCUUGAGUGCUGGCUGGACGUUGAGCUUCAUGGAGCAGAUUCAGGAAUAGCUUUUCUAGUGGAUUUAAGAAAAUGGCUGCUGCCUCCAUUAAGUGUUUCAGCUGCAUUUUUAGCAAAAAUAGUCCACAUUUUUAUGUGAGUAAAUAAGCACUGUAGGAAUGAAAGGAUAAAAAAUGCAACCAUAAAUCACAUUCUGCCAUGGCAUCAUAAGUAUAGUUCCAUCAAUGUCAAGAUACAGCUCUGUAUUUUUUUAUUCCAUAAAAGAAGAUUAAAAUGAUCAGAAUUAUGUGGUUCAUCACAUGCAAUUUCUAAUUCUUUAAAUGUUCUCCUUUUCUAGACAUAGUCAUUUUUAAGAAAAGCUCAAGCCACUGACCUUCAUAUUUUUUUCACUGAGUGACAGCAUAGGAGUAUUUCUACUAGAAUAAUUAGUAUGAAAACAUAGUUUGUCACCUAAUAAGUAAAAAAAUAUUUUGAGCAGCUUCCAUAUAAGAAUAAGAAAACAUUUCAAGCAGUCUGUUUAAUAGCAAUGUCAAUAAGUAAUGUAUAUCUAAUUUAUUGCAUUGGUCCUUGUGUGGGAUUACCAGUAAACAAGAGGGUUCUGAUGUGCAGUCCAGCCUCCUUCCUUGCAUGAAGUUUAUCUGUUUGGAUGUGCUCUAGAUAGAUUUAGAAAAACAAAAGUGGCUUGAAUGUUUCUCUGUAGUGAUAAUUUUGAAACACAUAUCCAGAUGGCUCAGCAGUACAGUGGAUAUUCACAGAUACUGCAGGAAGCACUGAGAAGUUAUGGGGAAAAAAAGGCACUAGAGCCUUUCUUAUUUUGUCCAACAAGGCAAAUGGUCUGUUUGGAAGGAACUGAGGUAAUUUGGAGCCAAUUACCUCACCUCUGAAUUUCAACAGGAGUAAAAUUUCCUUAUUAAUACAUGGAUAUUAUUAGUUGUGACCUGUGUUCUCAUUUUAUCUGGAAAUUAGCAUAUUUUUUCUCAUAAAGGAGUGAUCCAUGUUGCUUUUUGGCCUACCAAGGGCUGGUGUUAUUUAGGUGACUAGUUUCUGAAGAUGCCCAUCUUGCAGGAAAGCAGAACUACUUCAAGAGAGGGAAAGGUAUGUAUGUAGUCAGUACCGUAUGACUAAAAAGAAAAGAGAUUAUUUUAAUGCACAAUUAGUGAUAACUUUGAGCUUCUGCACAUAGGAUAUUGCAUAACGGAUAACUCAGAUUGUGUCUGCUCAUAUAGUUUGGCCCAUAACUCUCAAGUUCAGCUCAGCAACCUCAAGACACUUUUUCUACGGACCUGUUGUGAUGCAUUUACUCAGGAUGAUGUCAGAACCAAGGGAGGAGCAAGAGAACACAAUUUCCAAUAUGAGCAACUCCAGGCACAUCCUCAUACUCUAUGGUAUGAUGGGCUUCUUUGAAGAGGAUGGCUAAAGAGAGGAAAGGGUUCCACCUGCAAUACUGCACAUUUGUGUAAGGCCUUCAGCACAGCUCUGCCACUAUGUAAAAAAGGAACUCAAGUCCCGUGUUGCAAUUCUGUGGUAUUGCGGUGAAACGGAGCAUCCCUUUCCUUUCAGAGUUUACAAGUAUUUAUAAGGGAGCCAGCACUUUGCUUCCUUCAGAUCACAAAACCAACCUGCCUGACAACUGCAACUAACAGGCGUUGCGGCAAAAGAUGUCUCACCUACUAUUUGCCAUACUUUCAUUACUUUCCUUUGCUGCCCUUUUGGAAGCCCAGUGGAAACUGAGAGAGAAUGUGUAUGUCAUAGAAUCUGAGUGGAAUGAUGAGACACCACCUAAAAAAAUGGAGCUCACCUGUAACACAUCUGAUGAAGCACUGCCAGUUUACUGGAAAAAGGGCACAGAACUGAAAGGAACUGGAAGGACUCUGAUUGCUGAAGUGAAAGAGUUCCCGGAUGCUGGCAACUACACCUGUCUGACAGCUAAUACCCAUGAAGUUGUCAGCUACGAUUUCUUCCUCAUAAGUAAAAUAGACUCCAAUGGGCAAAUGAUAAGGUCAAUUCUGAAAAGUUAUAAAGAGCCAAACAGGACAUUUUUAAAAUGUGAGGCAAAGAACUACUCUGGAAUUUUCAUGUGUUCAUGGAUGACAGAAAAUGAGAGUCCAAAUGUGAAGUUCACAAUCAGAAGUCUAAAAGGCUCUCACGGAGAUGUCACCUGCAGCAGCCCUGUUGUUCACACUGAUAAAUCAGUGACUGAAUACACAGCCCAGUGCCAGAAAGAAAACUACUGUCAAUUUGCUGAAGAGCACCAGCCAAUUGAGAUGUUCCUGGAGGUCAUUGAUGAGGUGGAAUAUGAGAACUACACUAGCAGCUUCUUCAUUAGAGAUAUCAUAAAACCUGAUCCACCUCAAUGUCAAUGUCAGUAUGCAGGCACAAAUGGAACAGUGACCUGGAUGUAUCCCAGAACAUGGAGCACACCAAAGACCUACUUCCCUUUGACUUUCAAGGUCAAAGUUGAACGUACAAAGAAAGGUGAAAACCAGGUAGAGGAUUAUGACACCGAUGAGCAGUCUAUUCAGAUUCCAGCGAUUGGGCCAAAAGACAAGGUCUCUGUGAAGGCCAGGGAUCGCUACUACAACUCAUCCUGGAGUGAGUGGUCUUCACUUUGCAGAUAACCAGUAAGAGAUCCUAGGAGCACAAUGCUUCUAAAGAAAGCAAAGGAUGAAUUAGGACAAGUAAAUAAGCAUAACUAGAAGAAAAAUCUGCAUUUGAGAUUAUUAAGAAGCCACGACAUAUCUUUUUUCAUAAUAGAUUAAUAUCACCUCUAGCAUACAUCAUGUUAUAUUAACAUGUGUAGUAUUUUGAUGCAUUGCUUUCAGCUAUUAUUGUAGGUUCUGCAUAUUAUUGUAUUGCAUUUAUUUAUUUAUUUAUUACUUACUUGAUAUGAAUAGCAAUGUCAGCUGAUGGCAGCUGCUAGUAAAAGUGCUUCAUCUGUUAAUUGAUACGGAAAGUAACUUACAGAAAGAACUGUUUAUUGUUUUUUUAUUUGUCCAUUUAUUUAAUUAUUUAUGUGUUUAAUUAUUUAAGUAUUUAAUUAUUAUUAUUUAUUUUGUUGAAAUACAUCAGCAUAGAAAGUCUUGGCUGCAUGAGGCAGCUAUGUAUCAUGUAUCUGGGCCAUCUUCAUCUUCCAUUCUGACAGUUAAUAUUUUAGAAGAAGGAACUACAAGUUCAGAGUCCUGGAAAUGUUACCUGCUGUAUUUUGUCAGCUGUUUGUGCUUACAUCAUGUUGAUGGUCAAGCUGGUCAACACUGAAAAUGGUUGUUGGAUGAGAGAUCAACCAUUCCUGAAGCCCAACACUUGCAGCUGAGCCCAAGCUGCAGUGGGAGUGAUGGGAGUGCCAGUAGUUGGCAGGGAAGCAGCUUCAAGGUGCCUGCAUUCAUUCAUUCCAAAGCUGUUGUUAGGAGUCCUGCUGCCACCUUCCAUGAGCAUGAAAGUAAAUGGCAUAACACCUCCUAAAUAAAACUAUUUUUCUUUCAUGCUUGUGAUCAUUAAAGGGCUUUUAUUCGGUGGCCCAUGUCGAGCCAGUGCAUCUCACAGUGGAGUUUUCUGAUAACAAAAUUCACUCAGACCUGCUAUGCCACAGGCACAACAAGAAGGCACAAGUAGUCAGGAAUUUGCAAUGGAAACCAAAGGCAGCUUAAAUUAUUUAAAAGUAUAACUGAAGCAUAUCUGAUAUUUCAGAUAGCAAUUGGUAACUAGUUUUAUAGAUGAAUGUUAAGCAUCUAAGUAAAGUUAGAAUAGUAGAAUACAGAUUACUAUAGUUAAUUUUGAAAUUGCUUCCCUAGUACUGCAAGAUGUGCUAGGUGUCUUCACAGAACCUUAGGAAAAAAAAAUCAAGUCCUAGUUCUGAACUGCUUACAGUGUAAGUCCCCAGGUCUGGAAAAAAACAGAAGCAUGUGUUGAAGCCUGUACGUUUUUGUCAAACAACCUAAAUUGUGACUUUCAGGAGGGCAAAAUACUUUCAAAUAUCUUGGAGGAUUUAGGCCUUAAUCCCUGAUACAGAAUCACUGAAGUUAAGAGAGAUUUCCAUUGUGACCACGCUUCCUUUUUUUCCAGUCUUAGAAAUGGGUGGUAAUUUAAAGUCUUUAAACAUUGAAACAUGGGAAGUAUCUGAUAUUUCAGAAAACUGUGGAUAAUCUAGCUACAAGUGCUGCUAGUAUUUAUUAAUAUUUUGUAUACUUCUUAUUUCUGCUAUAAAUGCAAGAAUUAAAUUAACUU
Oxyura jamaicensis (ruddy duck) is the source of this 7097-nucleotide messenger RNA. It is a transcript of the gene IL12B, whose product is annotated as interleukin 12B. Gene Ontology annotation, molecular function: protein binding; cytokine receptor activity. The record is from RefSeq and is a predicted model, not a curated record. Gene Ontology annotation, cellular component: external side of plasma membrane. The coding region runs from base 4535 to 5494 and encodes 319 amino acids. The transcript has 11 exons. Lineage: Eukaryota; Metazoa; Chordata; Aves; Anseriformes; Anatidae. Gene Ontology annotation, biological process: cytokine-mediated signaling pathway; immunoglobulin mediated immune response.